This is a messenger RNA of Dendrobium catenatum, 582 nucleotides long. RefSeq names its product protein FAR1-RELATED SEQUENCE 5-like. Bases 1 to 582 code for a protein of 193 amino acids. The transcript has a single exon. Lineage: Eukaryota; Viridiplantae; Streptophyta; Magnoliopsida; Asparagales; Orchidaceae. The record is from RefSeq and is a predicted model, not a curated record.
AUGGUUAGAUUUUCAGUGAGUCAAGAUGGGAUUUGGGCGAUGAAUAAAGCUAUAGAGAGUCACAAUCACAAACUGAUUAGGCCGGAUGAGAAACAUUUGCUCAGGCCAUCUAGGAGCAUUAGUGAUGAGAAUGCAUCUGUUCUGAAAUCUAUGUCAGAAGUAUGGAUAAGAACUAUUGAUGCAUUUACAUACCUAUUUGAUGAAGUUGGAGGUGUUGGUAAUCUAUGGUUCACCAAGCGGGAUGCAUACAACUACAUCCAAAAAGAAAGAAGAGCCAAGAUUGAGACUAGAGACACUAAUUCACUAAUCAAGUUAUUUAAAGAAUGGACAAUUGAUGACAACAUGUUUGUCUGGGUUGUGCAAACUGAUGAAGACGAUUGUUUGUUAAAUUUCUUCUGGGUUGAUGGUCUUGGUAGAAUUGAUUAUGACUGUUUUGGGGACGUGGUUAUUUUUGAUACAAGUUAUCGUUUAAAUAAAUAUAACUUAGUCUAUGCCCCUAUUGUCGAAGUGAAUAAUCACUGGCAAAAUAUUCUAUUAAGUAUGACAUUCUUAUCUGAUGAGACUAUUGAUUCUUUUACUUGA